GAGACUCAUUUUAUUUGAUCCCAGCUCCCAUGGUAAACAUGUGGCCGUGAAAAAAAGACGAGCGUAGUUGACCCCCCCUACCACUCCUCUCUCUCCACCACCCUCGCUGCUGCCGAACCAUUUCGCUUUCUCCUCUUCUCUCCUCUUCUCCCACCGAUUGACACCCCCGGCUCGUCUCGGCAGAAGCAGCAGCAGCAGCUGCAGACCCAGCUCAUGGCCACCGUUCGAGGCCUGUGCAAUGGCCUUGGGGACGUGGAGGAGGCGGACGACGGCGCUCCGUCGUGCCAGCUUGCGCAGGAGGCCCCGAGGUCCGCUCGCCCCGGCCUCAGCCCCGCCGCUCCUGUGCCGCCUCAACCUCCAUCAUCAACAGCAGCAACAACAACAUCGGCGUCGUCUCCUCCUGCGCUGUCCACCAUGGCGGAGUACCCCGAGGGUGGUGGUGGUGGUGGCGGCGGCGCGGCCUACGUGAACGGCGCGAGGCGGCGGUCAGUGGGCCACCACCCCUACCGCAACAGGGCCAUGUCUGAGCCGGAGAGGAUGGCCGACUUUCUCAUCAGCGGAGGCACCGGAUACGUUCCAGACGACGGCAUGACCGCGCAGCAGCUGUUCGCCGGUGCGGAUGGACUCACGUACAAUGACUUCCUCAUCCUUCCCGGCUUCAUCGACUUCAGUGCGGAUGAAGUGGACCUGGCAUCGGCGCUCACCAAACAGAUCACCCUCAAGACCCCGCUCGUCUCCUCCCCCAUGGACACGGUCACCGAGUCCAGCAUGGCCAUCGCCAUGGCGCUCAUGGGAGGUGUGGGUGUGAUCCACCACAACUGCACUCCUGAGUUCCAAGCCAACGAAGUCCGGAAAGUGAAGAAGUACAAGCAGGGCUUCAUCACGGACCCCGUGGUGCUGAGCCCAGCCCACUCGGUGGGCGACGUGUUCGAGGCCAAGGCGCGCCACGGCUUCUCGGGGAUCCCCAUCACCGAAACGGGGCGAAUGGGCGGCCGCCUCGUGGGUAUCAUCACCUCGCGCGACAUCGACUUCCUCACCGAGAAGGACUACAGCAUGGAGCUCUCGGAGGUGAUGACCAAGCGGGAGGACCUGGUGGUGGCGCCGUCAGGGGUGACGCUCACGGAAGCCAACGAGCUCCUGCAGAGGAGCAAGAAAGGCAAGCUGCCCAUCGUGAACGAGAAGGACGAGCUGGUGUCCAUCAUCGCGCGCACCGACCUCAGGAAGAGCCGCGAAUACCCGCUCGCCUCCAAGGACGAGCGCAAGCAGCUGCUUUGCGGCGCCGCCAUCGGCACCCGCGAGGACGACAAGUACCGCAUCGACCUGCUCGCCCAGGCCGGGGUCGACCUCGUCGUGCUGGACUCCUCCCAAGGCAACUCCAUCUUCCAGAUCCAGAUGAUCCGGUACAUCAAGCAGAAGUUUCCGGACCUGCAGGUGGUGGGCGGCAACGUGGUGACGGCGGCGCAGGCGAAGAACCUCAUUGAUGCCGGCGUGGACGCUCUGCGCGUGGGCAUGGGCAGCGGCUCCAUCUGCAUCACGCAAGAGGUGAUGGCGGUGGGGCGCCCCCAGGGCACGGCCGUGUACAAGGUGGCGGAGUACGCGCGCCGCUUUGGCGUGCCCGUCAUCGCCGACGGCGGCAUCCAGACGGUGGGGCACAUCAUCAAGGCGCUCGCGCUGGGGGCCUCCACCGUGAUGAUGGGCUCCCUGCUGGCCGCCACCACGGAGGCCCCGGGCGAGUACUUCUUCUCGGACGGGGUGCGGCUCAAGAAGUACCGUGGCAUGGGCUCGCUGGACGCCAUGGAGAAGAACAAGGGCAGCCAGAGCCGCUACUUCAGUGAGAACGACAACAUCAAGGUGGCACAGGGCGUGUCCGGCUUGGUGCAGGACAAGGGCUCCAUCCAGAAGUUUGUGCCGUAUCUCCUCGCCGGCGUGCAGCACGGCUGCCAGGACAUCGGAUCAAAGUCCCUCUCCAUGCUGCGCUCCAUGAUGUACUCUGGGGAGCUCAAGUUUGAGAAGAGGACCAUGUCGGCACAGGUGGAGGGGGGAGUGCACGGACUCUACUCCUAUGAGAAGCGCCUCUACUGAGUCGGAUGGGGAGCAGAAGCAUCAGCAGCAGCAGCAGGAGGUGACACCGUGGUCGCCCGGUUCCUACUGCCGUCCCCCCCCCCCUCUCCCUGCCCCCACCCCCUCCCCGGCCUCUGACCUUGGCAUGGGUCGUCUUGACGCACAAGAAGAAAAUAAAUAAAUGCAACUUUAAAAAAAAAGGUAACGUGGUAAAAACGCAACGAAGAGGUUGAGAAAUACCGCGUCCGAACGGAGGGGGUUCCUGACUGCCCCCCCCCCCGUCCCGCUUGCUGUGCUGCCCCCCCACCCCCCGUGUAAGUGCCUGCCGCUUGGCGGAACCGCCGAGGGACUGGCGGAGCGGCCAUGACAGAGAAGCCCAGAGGGGAGCGGUCGCCAAGCGUUGCCAUCCCCCCUCUGUGUCGUCGUCACGUGCAGCUCCGGUGCCGGUAUCGAUCGCCACUGACUGUAGCCGUGGCCGGGAAUCGACCUUCGGCAAUAACGAGCGAUGUAACCACGGUACUUGACCACCCAGGCAAGCAUCGGCGAGUACCAAGACCCUCUUAUGAAGAGGUUCUUGCUCGAGACGUUUGGCCAAUUUACUUUUUUCCAGUGUUUUUGCUUCAUGAGCUCAGUGAGAUGUGGAGGAGUUGGCCUAAUACACACCGUACCGUAUGGGGGGCCCUCCACAGUGGAGGCCCUUCUGCCAGCAGCAGUGCGAGCCAGCGGUUAACGCAGGGCUGCGCCAAACAACCCAAGGGGAUGCCCCCAUGUGUGCGAUGAGGUUAGCACUCAACGCUCGGUCUGUUAUUAUAAACCUACUUGCUCUUCUGCCCUCCUUGCUCGAAGUCGGCAAAACACUGCCGGUGGUGGUGGCGGUGGCGGCGGUGUCGUCGCGUAAACGUGCCAACGGUGAACGUCGCCGGCGCACGGAAAAGUUCCGUGGGACCCCGGCGGUGUUUUGUAAUUUUUUUAGGCCUCGAAUCCGCGGGCCCCGCGUGCGGUUUUUGGGCUCGCGCCAAUUGCGAGGCCGCGAUUUUAAAUCCCGCUUGGGCACGGAGGUCGACACCGGCCCAGCCAUCGGUCCCUCCCUCCGAAGCCGAUUCCAACCAGCACCGCUUUGUGUGCAAAGUCAACAGCGGUUUGUCCUGUGGAUAGACUCGCACCCACCCCCACAGACCGCCGCCAGAGGAAUGUGGAAUUUCCACCGCAGGCUCUGCAGAGCUGUUAACAGUUGAGCCACCGAUGCCUCGAUGCUCCUUCGAGCAGGAGGUCACUUUGAGCAUUUAUUUUGUGAAAGUCCAGUGCACAGGCACGCUUACUGCGUGCACGUACAGACCGCCCUGCAGCUACCCGAGAACAGCUCGCAUCACAGCUGUUUUAAUUAUUCAAAAUCGGACAAAUCCAACUUGGCCAGCGGCGCAUAUCUCGUCGGCGGUGGCAUUCGACGGCGCCUCAACGUCCCUUGUCUUGUGAUCCGGAGCUUAAAUAAAUUUCGGCACACCACGUCCACCGUACCUUUCGCUCCGACCGUGGCGAUGGCUGUCGCCGAGCCACGUCGCCAACGGCGACCCGAAGACACGCACGCCAGGCACACCGCAUCCAACAUGAACUCUCGCUCCGACCGUGGCGAUGGCGGCUUCGUCAAGCCGUCGCCAACGAGCCGGAGCCACUUUUUUCACGCACCCGGCGGCACACCGCGUGCGUCCAUAGCUCUCGCUCCCGGCCGCGGCGGCUGCCGCUUGUCGCGUUGCCGCCUGCGCCGGUCGAUGGCAGCAACCCACGAAAAACACCCGGUGAGAAAUGAAGCUCUCUUCGUAACUUUGUAGUUUUUUUUUUAUAUAAACAAACAAGUGGGAGACCGCGUGCUGGUGGUGCGUCGUUACUGCCGGCUCGCCCCUGCGUGUACGGCGACCGGUGCCGUGGGAGGGCAUCCACACGAAGUGUGGAUUCUUCCUCCGCCCGUUAUUUUUUUGCCGAAGCCUCGCCAACAGCCAAUUUGUGUCGCAGUGGAAUCCUAGCCGCUCUCGCGCUCUGCUUCGCCACGACGACGUCGAAUUUGUACCGCGCGGCAAACCAGAGGCGCGCGACGCAAGGCUGCAAGAACCAACUCCACGCCAACAGUUGCCCAAGUUCUGUGGACCUACAUUGGGACGAGUGUACGCGCGGGAGGAAACCGGAGUGUCCAGAGAAAUCAAACACCGGCCGGGGGGAGGGGGGGUUAGGGGCGGGCGGUGGUAAUGCUCAGUACCCCCCCCCCCCCCCCAUCAUACACGCGGCGUUUAAUCCACUUUCUAAACUGCCACGUGUGAUGGGACGUCACGGUGAUGAGGUGCCACGGUGACGAGGUGUUGGCUGCGUCGAUUUUGCGCUUGGCGCCGGCAGUGGCCGUGUCCGUUGGUCGUCGCCAAGGCCCGGCACCACCGGCGUGAGCGUUGGGGGGUGAUGAUGGAGGUGACGACGAUGAUGGCAGUGUUGGUAACGAUGGUGGUGAUGGAAUGGUGGUGAUUUUGGUCGUGUCCCGCUGUUGUUGAGCUGUAGAUGCUAAUGAUAAUGCUGGUGAAGAUGUUUCAUUGUUGGGCUGUCGGUGGUGGUGAUGAUCAGGGCUUGAUAUUUCGCUCGGCAUUUCCGGAACGCUGCCGUGCUGGCAUGUAAUGUGGAUUCGGGCACUACCACGAGAGGACAAGGUAUGCCUCUCAUUAAUAUUCCGACCAACCAAUGGGCUUAGGACAAACCACAAGGAGGGGGAUGGCUUGUGGCAGGGCCAAAAUAAUUCCCGGACGCGGCGUUCCAGACUGUCCUGGCUAAAGUCAAGCACAAGGUGGUGAUUAUGAUGGCGAUGGUUGUGUUUUUCCGUUGGACUGUAGGCGACGAUGAAACAAUGGCCUCGACAAUGUCUGGCUGUUGGGCUCGUGACGACGAUGAUAAGCUGACCGCCGUUUCAGUGUCUUAGGCAUCCGCGUGAACACGCGCGUAACUUUUUGCGAGGGCCUUGUGCGGAACCGCGCCAGCAGUCGGACCUCCCCCCCCCCCCCCCAUGCAGCUCCGCUUUCGGCCGUGAAUUCCCUGGGCCGUGCCCCGUCUGUCGCUGAUCCCCCCCCAUUGUAGCCAACACCCCCCCCCCCUCCCCUCUAGUCUAACCCUAAAGCUGUCCGCUUUAACGCACAGCCCCGCAAACCCCCGCCGUCGCCCAUCCGCCUGUAGCCCAAGCUGCCAAUACUCAAACCGCUAGCCCCUCGCCCCCCCCCACACAAAAACCAUCCCUAGGCCUAGCUCUGACGUAAACUCUGGCCCCCCGAACCCAGACCCCAUGGACUUUGGACCCCAGGGUCAAAACACUACCCCGGCGAUACGACGCCCUCCGUGUGGACAGAUGACCUCCCCUGGGGAGGGCAGGCGGGGGUCAAAAUAUAUUACUUUGACCUGCGGGGGUACAAACUCUGCUUGAGCGCCGCGAUGGCCCGUGGGAAAAUGAUUUCCGUAGAGGCAGAAUUAGGCCGAGGGGUUAAACUACCGUGGUAGGUGGGGUGGGUUGCCGUGGAGGGGUGAAUAAUGUGGAGGCGUCUAACCCUAGGAUUAUUAAUUCUAUGGUGGGGGUCGAGGUGGUGUCUCCUGGCGAUCCUGAACCCCCCAGUGCCGUGGCCCGGCAGCCGUGAAGCCCCGUGGCCGAUGUGGUUUUUUCGAUCCGGCAAACUCCCGUGGAUCCAACGUCGCCCCUGUCGCCGCCACCCGGACUCCGUUUCCAACCCAGGAUUGGGUGGACGGAGUCGGCGGAGCGGGAGCGCCGCGGUUCGGAUGGCUCUGCUCUGCUCGUGCCGCCGCCGCUGCUGCGGCCACUCCGGUUCUGUGGAGAAUCGGAUGAGAUUGAGAUCACAAUCGGAUAACGGGGGGGAGGGGGGUUAGGGUUUGAAUGCACGUGGCGGGCACUCGCUCGAACGCGUCGGCAUCUCAGAGCGCUUUGCGUGGCAUCUCAACCGAUCCAUUGUCCAGCGACAUUCUUAAUCUAGAGGGGAUGGGGGAGGGGGACCCCCAGUGUCAGCCGCCCCUACGCGACACAGGGCAUGAAGCAGCACCGGCCUGCGAAUGGCUGUCGUCUGCCGGCAGGGGGCGACGUUGCCACUCCGUUUUUUUUGUUUCUCUCGCACGAUUCAAUUCCCUCUCGGGGUCGGCUUGCACCAUACACGGUUGGCAGUGAUGGGCACAGGGAGGGGGGCCCGCUGAUUUUUUUUCUAAUCCCUUCGGAAACGUGUUGGGCCCGGUCCGCGCAUCGAUGAACGUGGUGGUUCACUUGUAUUUUUUUUUGUCUGUUUAAAGCCCGCUCCAAACUUCUGCGAUUCGCUUGCGCGCGCGCCUUUGGUCGCAUGCAACUUGAGGAAUCCCUUGCACGUGGGCGUCUCUGCAAACGGUUGCUGCUCGCAGUGAUCGCUCGGUCGACCCCAUACCCGAGUCCGUGCCCUACCUAAUGUCCUCUGGGCGAGCAGUUGCGCAACGAUGUGGACAAAGCGGUUGCAUGAGAUUUUUUUUUUAAGUUGCAGGCGAUGUUUGUUACGAGCCGUCCCGGUUAAAGCGGAGACCACUUGCUGGCGUUAUGGCCGGUGCCUCAGAAUUGACUAGCUGAGGAAGCGAGGCACCGGUCCAAAGUAUUGCGCACCGCCGUGUGGUCUGUAUGGCGGUUUUUUUUCUGAACGAUUCUGAUUCGUGUUUUAUUUUGUUUAAAUCUUGUGAAAGUGUUUUGUUUGGUUUAGUGAUGCAAUGUCAGCCGAUGGUUCCUGUGUGGAGCUGUGUGGGUCUGUUUGCUUGCGUGUGAGCGCACGUGGGUCCGUGUGGGCGCACGUGGGUCCGUGAGAACGCACGUGGGUCCGUGAGAGCGCACGUGGGUCCGUGUGAGCGCACGUGGGUGCGUGUGAGCGCACGUGGGUGCGUGUGAGCGCACGUGGGUCCGUGUGAGCGCACGUGGGUCCGUGUGAGCGCACGUGGGUCCGUGUGAGCGCACGUGGGUCCGUGUGAGUGUGGGUGUCUGUGCGUGUGGGGAGUGGUGGCGCAGCGAUUGGGGCACUGCGCAACGCAACCGGCCACCAAGAGUUCGAUUCCCGCUCACGGCCAGUAACGGUGGACAGCGAUUAUUUGAACUGGUCCUGGGCCCUCCCCUAGGUCUGCUCAGCCUUAAAUGAGUACCUGGUGCCGUGUGCAAAACAUCAGCCACUGGGGAGACAAAGGUGGCCGGCCGUGGUACUGUGGUUGGCCACAGCCUCCUAUAGGUGCUCGCUAACGGCACUUGUGCCCCCCUUACAGUCUGCUAAAGGCUACACGAGAGAGGGGAUCUUUGUUUUUUUGUACGUGCGCGUGUGUGCCGCUCGUAAAACUCCCAAAGUCACUGCCCUCCCCCCCCACCUUCACGGCCGGCAGCUUUCGUUUGCUUUGCGCCGCGCUCUGGCGACCUCGCAAAUAAAUAAAAAGUUCGUA
Molecule: messenger RNA, 7521 nt
Organism: Petromyzon marinus (sea lamprey)
Lineage: Eukaryota; Metazoa; Chordata; Hyperoartia; Petromyzontiformes; Petromyzontidae
Product: inosine-5'-monophosphate dehydrogenase 1b
Biological process (GO): GTP biosynthetic process
Cellular component (GO): cytoplasm
Molecular function (GO): IMP dehydrogenase activity
Source: RefSeq, a predicted model, not a curated record